Drosophila willistoni is the source of this 1279-nucleotide messenger RNA. It is a transcript of the gene 128up, whose product is annotated as GTP-binding protein 128up. The transcript is spliced from 4 exons. Bases 100 to 1206 code for a protein of 368 amino acids. The record is from RefSeq and is a predicted model, not a curated record. Gene Ontology annotation, biological process: cytoplasmic translation. Gene Ontology annotation, cellular component: cytoplasm. Lineage: Eukaryota; Metazoa; Arthropoda; Insecta; Diptera; Drosophilidae. Gene Ontology annotation, molecular function: GTP binding; GTPase activity.
CGGUUGACGUCCACGCGAGAAGUUUUUUUUUUUGUAUUUUGUAUAAAAAUAUUAUAAAUUUAAUUAAAUUCUGUUAAUUAAACUAACCCCUGCUUAGACAUGAGUACCAUUUUGGAGAAGAUUUCGGCUAUUGAGUCGGAGAUGGCCCGUACCCAAAAGAAUAAGGCUACUUCGGCUCAUUUGGGUCUUCUGAAAGCAAAGUUGGCCAAGUUACGACGUGAACUGAUCUCACCCAAAGGCGGCGGCGGUGGAACUGGCGAGGCCGGCUUUGAGGUGGCCAAAACUGGAGAUGCUCGAGUGGGUUUUGUAGGGUUUCCCUCUGUAGGGAAGUCCACGUUAUUGUCAAAUUUGGCUGGCGUAUACUCGGAAGUGGCGGCCUAUGAGUUCACAACGCUCACCACGGUGCCUGGUUGCAUCAAGUACAAAGGAGCCAAGAUUCAACUGCUCGAUUUGCCUGGUAUCAUUGAGGGCGCUAAGGAUGGCAAAGGUCGUGGUCGUCAGGUGAUUGCGGUGGCCCGCACCUGCAAUUUAAUCUUUAUGGUGCUAGAUUGUCUGAAACCUUUGGGACACAAACGACUGCUGGAGCAUGAAUUGGAAGGAUUUGGUAUAAGAUUGAACAAGAAACCCCCAAAUAUCUACUACAAGCGCAAGGACAAGGGUGGCAUCAAUCUUAAUAGCAUGGUAACCCAAUCUGAGUUGGAUACGGAUCUGGUCAAGACGAUUUUAUCCGAGUACAAGAUACACAAUGCGGAUAUAACCUUACGUUAUGAUGCCACCAGUGAUGAUUUAAUCGAUGUCAUUGAAGGCAAUCGCAUCUAUAUUCCUUGCAUAUAUCUUCUGAACAAAAUCGAUCAAAUUUCUAUUGAGGAAUUGGAUGUGAUCUAUAAGAUACCUCAUUGUGUACCCAUUUCGGCGCAUCAUCAUUGGAAUUUCGAUGAUUUGCUGGAGAUGAUGUGGGAAUACCUAAAGCUGGUCCGAAUUUAUACAAAGCCGAAAGGACAAUUACCGGAUUACAGUUCGCCCGUGGUGCUGCAUAACGAGAGAACUAGCAUUGAGGACUUCUGUAACAAACUGCAUCGAUCCAUAGCCAAGGAGUUUAAAUACGCCUUGGUCUGGGGUUCUUCGGUGAAGCAUCAACCGCAAAAAGUGGGCAUUGAGCACAUACUCAACGAUGAAGAUGUGGUGCAGAUUGUGAAAAAGGUUUAAAACUGAAUGGAAUCCGAAUUGUAAUUGUGUUUUUGCAUUUGAUUUUGAGAAUUAUAAAUUUUGGCUGGUUAAA